AGUCAGGUGCUGUUUUCACAUUUGGGAAAAGCAAAUUUGCAGAAGAUAUUCCUAGCAAGUUCUGGUUCAAAAAUGACAAGCCUGUGCUUAUAUCCUGUGGAGAUGAACAUACAGCUAUUAUUACAGGAACUACUCUUCUGUGGAUGAGCAUGUGUGAUGGUUGUAUUGACAAUCAACUGCUGACAGAUAAUAAGACUUUGUUGUUGAAAAAAAUAUAUGUGUCUUUUCAGGACUUUUAAAAUUGGAAUGUAGUUAUUGCUCAUCGAUUUACAAUUGGUUGUUGUGUAUUAAAUAAUUUCCUGAGGCUUUCUUGCAAUGUUCACAAGCAACAUUGAAGAUGCUGAAUUUUUAGAAAGAACUAUUCCAGGCAAGAUAAAAAAGACUGUAGAUUUCAUGGGCUGCAGAACACCCUGAGGUGAAAUUACAUGAUGAAUUUUUCAAGCCUAACUUCACGGCAGAUGAAUUAUACAUUAAUAGUUUAUUUUGAACAAAGCUUGGCACUUCUUCUUGGAUUGAACCAAUAAUAUUAAAUUACCUGUUGCAUUGAAUUAAUCUGGAUGUUACCUGGGGCACUGUGGCGUUUUCCUUUUGCAUUUCCUUUUUACAUAUACUUUUAUAUGCCCACACCCAGUUUGAAAUAACACAGGUAUAGUUCUGUGUUUAAACCAGUAAAUUUAAAUUUAAACCAGUAAAUUUAAAUGCCUGGGCCAGCACUGUUAACCCCAGUCAGCAACAAUCCCCUAAUUCCCACAUCACUGUAAUAGUUACCACUUAGAUAAAGCUUUUGAAGAUGUCAUCUUGCAGAGAUUUUCAUGCAGCAUCAUUUCUGUAUAAUUUCUCCUUCUCUCCAUUACUUUAGUAUAUGCAGCUUUUUUCAAAAGUGUCUCUGUAGCUUGCCCUAGCUGUUGUAGUGGGCAGGUACAUCACCAGGGAGGCUUCUAGAUGAUCAGAUCUUUAUUUCCUCAAAGCUUUUGCCCUCAAGGAACUGUAGAAGCAUGAGAAAAAGACAUUUUUGAUAGCAAAAGGUUUUCUGGGUCAUUGUAAAGUAAAGGCAAAAGUGAAAGUAAAGUGUGGAUCAACAACAAGCAAAGGUAGAGAAACUGCAAGAGUCAUACACAAAAAGUGAAGAAGGAAGGAAAAGGCUCUUCUCCCUCAUUUGUUCUUCACACCAGUGCAUGCCCAUGUGCACCUCACAUUUCUGCAGUUAGAUGGAAUUGGAUGAUACAGUCCUUGGGAAUGACCCUGAGCUGCAGUAACAGCUGGAAUAAAUGGUCCAGAAGCUCAUGCUGAUAAUGAGUUUACUGAGAAGGGUGCAGACCUUGUGGGAGACCAGGAUCUUCUUCAGCUGAACCUGACCUGGAAGAGAUAAAAUGCAAACAUCACCAAGGAAGGAAAGUAUCUCCAGCAGGGAAAGGCAAACUCUACAUGUUCGGCAGUAACGACUGGGGCCAGCUAGGACUGGGAUCAAAGACCACUGUCAGCAAACCAACCUGUGUUAAAGCUUUAAAACCAGAAAAACCAAAACUUGCUGUUUGUGGAAGAAACCACACCUUAGUUUACACAGAAAAAGGAAAUGUCUAUGCUGCUGGAGGUAACAGUGAAGGCCAGUUGGGGUUAGGUGACACAGAGGAAAGGACCACAUUCCAUUUAAUUAGAUUUUUCACCAACCAGCACAAGAUCAAGCAACUAUCAGCUGGGUCAUACACCUCAGCAGCAGUAACUGAGGAUGGGCAGCUCUUUGUGUGGGGUGAUAAUUCAGAGGGGCAGAUUGGCCUGGCCAGUGAAGCCUCUGUCAGUGUCCCCUGCAAAGUGGAUAUUGGAAAACCUGUUUCCUUUGUAUCCUGUGGAUAUUAUCAUUCUGCCUUGAUUUCAGGAGAUGGUGAGCUCUAUACUUUUGGAGAAGCUGUGAAUGGGAAACUGGGAUUAUUCCCUGAACAGCUGAAGAACAAUAGAGUCCCACAGCCUGUACUGGGAAUUAUGGAAAAGGUUAAUAAGGUUGCUUGUGGUGGAGAACACACUGUGGUGCUGACAGAGACAGAUGUUUACACUUUUGGACUUGGACAGUAUGGGCAGCUGGGACACGGAACUUUUGUGUUUGAAAGUUCAGUACCAAAGCCUUUGAAACGCUUGAAGAGGCAUAAAAUUUGUAACAUUGCAUGUGGGGAAAACCAUACUGCUGUGAUAGCAGAGAAUGGCCUGAUGUUUACUUUUGGAGAUGGACGACAUGGCAAGUUAGGAUUUGGAGAAGAGAGUUUUACAAAUCUGUUUGAUCCCACUCUGUGUUACAACUUCUUGAAGUUCACAGUCCUUUUGGUUGCUUGUGGGGGUUGUCACAUGCUGGUUUUUGCUGCUCCAAGGCCUAAAGGAUCUGAAAUACCCUUGGAAGAUUUGUAUGAGCCUCGUUUGGCUGCUGCUGCCUCUCAAAGCAGAGGGGACUUUGUGCUGGCAAACACUUUGCAGUUAUCAGCAGCACGAAUGCGGCGUCGAGAGAGGGAAAGGUCACCAGAGCAGUUUGCUCGAAUGGCACAAACUCUGCCUGCAAUGGGGAAAAGCUUCUUAAAAUCUUCAUUGCCUGUGGCAAGCAACACCAGCCCAUUCUGGUUUUCUGCAAGUCGUCCUAAAGCUGAAUCUGGGAGGGAUGGAGACCAUGAGAAAGAAAAUAAUCAUCAAAAUGAUAAACCUAGUGAAGACUCUUCAGAACAAGAUUCAGAUAAUGAAAAUAUCGACAGAAACCUUGGGGAUACAACUGACAUCUUAAAUAUGACACAUGCAAUGAAGCUGAAUCCUGGUGACUGGUCCUUAAAAUUAUCACCGCUCCAAAAACAGAAGAAGAACAAUAAAAAUGUGAAACUGAAAAGAGAUGGUAAGGGUGGGCUGAAAAACAAGGAUUCUGAUUCCACAAAGGAGGGCUCAAAAUUAGAGUCUGGCUCUUUACAAAAGCAGUCUUCACUUUCAGAGUCAACUGGACAAGAUUUAGAAAAGAGUAGUGCCUUUGUAGGGAAGCCUGUGGCCAGAAAAAGUAUAAAGAAGGGUAAAUCUGAGCAUGCACAAAGUGAUAGUACUUUGGAAAGUGGUGCUCAAGAAAUUACUGAGGACAAAAGCAUAUUAGUGAAAAGGGAAAAAGUGUGUGUGGAAAAUCCUGAAUUUUUCAGAGAGGAUUCAAGAUAUAAUCUUCCCACUGAAAAUCAAAUUCUGACUGAAAAAAUAAAUUCUUCCAAUAAAAAGCCAAAAGCUGUUAAAUCUAAGCAGUCCCUUAAAAUAGAGGUACUUCCUUCUGCUCCCAGGGAUCAGCCCCAGGCUGAUUCAUUAAUUGUACAAGAAUACAAUCCUGUUAAAAAGCAAGGGAGUCAAAAAACAGCAGAUAGUCAAAACAAACUAAAGGAUGGUGUUGAAAAAUCUGACAAGUAUGAAAGAAUGAAUGUCACAGGAGAAGAAAGUAGUGCAGAACAGAAGGAGCAUCAUAAAAAAAAGCAUCAGUUUUUGAAACAAGUAUCUGUAACUUCAUCAUCAUCUUCAACUGAGGAACGUAUUAAUGAUCUCCAAAAAUAUAUACUUAAGGAAGAGGCCUUCUAUGAACACAGAGUUGUGCAGAGGGCAAGGAGGACAGUGACACAUCUGGACUCAGAAAAAGACAGUGAGAUUGAGGAGAUGCAAGCUACAAACAAUGAGAAAGAACGUGUAGAACAGACUGAUUUAAAAAGCCUGAAUGAGGAAGAAACAAGCUCUGAUGAUAAACCUGAUGAAGACAGGCUAGUAGAAAUUAAGAAUGAGGAGGAAUCUGAUCAGGAGCAGGAGAAUGAAAGCAGUGAAAAGGGUGAAAGUGAGAAAGAAAAACUGGAUGAAACAAUUGACAGUGAAGGUAAACUAGGGGAGGAAGAAGAGAGUGAGGUUAACAAAGACGGAGAUGAGGUUUCAGUAGAAAAAGAUGAAGAGGGAAAAGAUAAUGAGGAAGAAAGUGAACAAGAAGAAUCACAAGCUGAAAGAGAAAGUGGGAAUGAGGGUGCAGAGGAGAAUGAGGAGCUCAGCCAGAAAGAUGGCAAAGAGCAAAGAGAUGAGCAAGGCAGGUUGGUGGAGGAAGAAGAAAUGGUGAGCGAGGGAGAAAAGGAGGAUAUGGAGGAGAAGUAUGAGAAAGAGGAAGGCACUGAAAAAGACAAAGAACAGGUUAAACAUGAGGGAAGAGAUGAGAGUGAGGAAGGAGGGGAAGAUACAGAGGAAGGGGAAGAAAAAGAGGUAGAGGCAGAAGAGGAAGGAGAAGAUGAAAAGGAAGAUGAAGAAGAAAAAGAAAGGGAAAAUGAAAAAGACAAAGAGGGUGAAGAGGAGGAGUUGGGAGAAUCAUUGGCAGGGAAGGAAGAAGAGGUAUCUGAAGAUGAGCAGGUUGAGGAAGAUGCAAAUACAAAAACUAAGGAAGUGGGUGAGGAUGGAAUGGAAGAAGGAAAAGAUGGGGAGGAUGAAGUGGAAGAAGGAAAAGAUGGGGAGGAUGAAGUGGAAGAGGAAAGAGGAGAUGAGAAAGAGGAAGGAGCAGAGGCAGAAGCAGAAGGGGACAAGGGGGAAGAAGAUGAAAAGGAAGAAGAGGAGGGGGAAAAUGAAGAGAAAGGGGAAGAUAAAGAGGGAGAAGGAGUGGAAGAAGAUGAGGGAGUAGGAGAGGAAGAAGAGAGUGUUGGGGAAGAUGAGGGAAAAGAGGGAGUAGAUGAAGAAGAGGAAGAUGAGGAGGAAGAAGAAGGAGUGGAAGAAGGGGGAGAUGAGGAAACAAGAGAGGAAGAAGAAGAGGUAGAGGAGGGGGAAGAGGCAGGACAGGAAGAAGGAGAAGAAGAAGGAGAAGGGGAAGAGGAGGAAGAGGGUGAGGAGGAAGAAGAAAAAGAGGAAGAGGGUGAGGAGGAAGAGGAAGAAGAGGAAGAGGGUGAAGAGGAAGAAGAAGAAGAGGAAGAGGGGGAAGAGGGUGAGGAGGAAGAAGAAGAAGAGGGGGAAGAAGAAAAAGGGGAAGAGGGUAAGGAGGAAGAAGAAAGGGAAGAGGGAGAGGAGGGAGAAGAUGAAGAGGAAGAGGGGGAAGAAGGAGAUGAGGAGGAAGGGGAUUUAGGAGAGGAGGAAGAAGAGGAUGAGGGAGAAGAUGAGGAUGAGGAGGAAGAAGAGGAAAAAGCAAAAGAUAAAAGGAAAAAUUAUAGUAGUAAACUUCCAGAAAAGAAAAGCAAACCCAGGAAGCCAGAAAAGACAGGAAGUGCUGCUUUACCAAACAGCUCUAAACAAAACGUGAAAUCCAAACGUCAUGUAGCAAAUGGUUUACAUAAUCCAGAACAAUUUUGGAACAAUGUGCUACCUCAUUAUUUAACACUAAAGUAGCAUAGACUACUGUAGAUGAAUUUUAAGCCUAUUCAGGAAACAGAUCAAUUUUUAUUACUUGAAGGAAUCUUUUCAUGAAAUCAAAGCAAACUGUUAUGCAUAUAAUUUAAGUGCCAACGUCUUGAAAAAGACUGAAGAAAAUGUUUGGAUUCAG
This is a messenger RNA of Melospiza melodia melodia, 5488 nucleotides long. RefSeq names its product retinitis pigmentosa GTPase regulator (gene RPGR). Gene Ontology annotation, cellular component: cytoplasm; Golgi apparatus; photoreceptor outer segment. Gene Ontology annotation, biological process: protein ubiquitination; intraciliary transport; visual perception. The coding region runs from base 1426 to 5334 and encodes 1302 amino acids. Gene Ontology annotation, molecular function: ubiquitin protein ligase activity. NCBI's taxonomy places the organism in Eukaryota, Metazoa, Chordata, Aves, Passeriformes, Passerellidae. The transcript has 14 exons. The record is from RefSeq and is a predicted model, not a curated record.